Molecule: messenger RNA, 3435 nt
Organism: Symbiodinium sp. CCMP2592
Lineage: Eukaryota; Dinophyceae; Suessiales; Symbiodiniaceae
Source: the annotation of a GenBank genome assembly
AUGAGGAGAUCGUUCCAGGCGCGGGUCCAGAGGCUUCUCGCAGUGCGGUGGUUUACUGAGCGGCCGGGUAUCAAAACAUCCCAGCUGUCCAGGAAGAGCUACUGCCCAACUGCCAGGCCGUGCCAAGAAGAGGAGGCUGUCUUGGGGGGUGUGCUCACCAGCCCAUAUCUCAUGCAGAAGACAACUGAGUUGUUGCAGCACUUCCAGCAUGAGCUGACGGGCAUGCACGGUUUUUUCGACGAGCUUGGUGUCAUGCCGACAAAGGUCUCCGAAAGCCGUUUCGGGGGCGAGGUGGAGCCUAUGUCGGCCCAGCGCAAGAAGGACAUCGUCAUGAGACUAGCCGUUAAGGCUAUUCACCAAUCCAAAUGGACAGCCCUGCGAAUUUGCUGGUCGCGCUACAUACAAAAGCAGGACAAAGAGCUCAAAUGGCUUCGACAAAGCUACGACGAGCUUCAGCAGCAGUUUCUCACCGUUCGCCAGGACUAUUUGCAAGAACUCUCCAUGCUGCGAGACCAAACUCGCGUGCGUGGAGACAUGGACACCUCCGAUUGGCAAAUCCAAGGACGUGGGUCUGAUGUCGUAUAUUUCUUUGAUCCGGCCAAAGCUCUGACUCCACGAGAAACGGAGUUUAUGCUGAUGGCGGUGAAAGAGAAGUUGACGAUGAUUCUCGAAAGCAACCCGCGAGUUGCGGGGUGCAUCGAUCUGGGGCAGUUCGAGAAGCUCAAGGAGCUCAGAGAGAGCCAGGAGGUCCAGAACAUGAGGCAAGUCCUCGUGCGCAAGGGCCACGAAGUGAACGAGCUGCGCCAGACGGUGGCUCAGCUCCAGGAGGAGUUACUGGCUGUGCCCAAGACGGCGUCGACGCCUGCAGCACACGUACAUGUGAUGGCGGACCUGGAGGAGAAGGUGGCGGAUUUGCGGAGCAGCGCCCAGCAGCUGAAACAGGAGAUGCGACUGGAAGCCAAGGAGCGACGACUGGCAGAAGGCCUUUUGGAGGCGGCACGCUUGGAGUGCUCCGAGCUGCAGGCAGCCGUGGAGCAAAUGGAGGCCGAUCAGUCCUCGCUUCAGUCCGCCCUGAGUACGUCGAAGCGAGAUCUCGAGGAGGCUGAAGAGCACGUCCAGCAGCUGCUGGGGAAGGAGCGCGAUCUGCAGGUAAGGCUCACAAACUUGAACGAGACUUGUGAAAGCUUGAAGAAGGCUGUCCGAAGAGCUCGGAUUGCAGAAUCUCGGAAGCAGCCAACUUCGCCAAAGAGCCCAGCGAGUUACAAGACCAAGAGCAUUGCCUUCAUGGAAGAACCCUUUACGCCGGAGCUCGUGCCCGAGCCUGCCAGCGUGGACUCACCAUCCAAGAGCUCAGCAGACGUCGACAUAUCCCUUUUGGACGAGGCUCACGAACAGCUCCUCGAAGCCUGGGCCAAAAGGGAUGCAGAGAUGGCCAAGGUGGAGGAGUUGACACAGCAGAAUGCACAGCUGCGCCGCCAGCUCGCCAAACAGAGCCAGGGACUUCUGCUAAUGGAUGCAGAUAACUCUGCGGGAGAGGCGAGGCAUUUGGCGAGCUUUGUGGAAACGGUUCGUGCGCAGCUUCUGACGGAUGCAGACGGGGAAAUGGGAAUGGGAGCUUCAGAGUUCCAGGUGUCAUUCCCGGAGCUGGAAGCUGAACUGAAGGUGGUCUCUGCUGAGGCCUCCCAGACUUUAGCGGCGGUUCGCUCUGCCUUGGAGCAGUUGCAAGUCGGGAAUGCUGCGCCCGCGGAACUGGAAGCCUUGCAAGAGCUGCAGCAGAAGAGCCUCUCCUGUCAAAGCCAGAAGCGGGACCUGGAAAAGAAACUCCUGGAGCUCUCCACCAAGAGCCUGAAUGGCGUGCUGGAGAGCGAGACGGGCCCGGGUGAAGACUCGUCUGCCGCAACCGCGGCAACCGCGACCAGGCACAUGCGAGGUGUCACCGUGGCUGCUGUCCAGCUCCUGACCGAGGUCGGUCAAAAGAUGCAGGAACUCGCUACCGAGAAUGCAGAGCUGCGUGGAGCCUUGCUGUCACUAUCGGCGCGGCUAACCCAGGCAACGUCACUGAUACAGGCGUCACCAGCAUUGUCAGGUGAUGGCACGCUGCAGAAGUGUUUGACCACGAUGACAAAAAUCAACGAGGACCAUGUGCCAGCCGUUUUCGAUCGACUGUUCAAUGGGCCGCGCAGACCCAGCAUGCGUUUGGAGCGCCAGGCACAAGAUCGCAAGUCAGAGCUGAUGAAGUCUUCCUGUAUCCAUCUCGCGGAUGAGCUUCCUCGCAGGCCAACCAUCCAAUCGAUUCCGGGCGCGAUCGGUGCUGAAGAGCCGGUGAUCUCACCUAGGGAUGAAUCGGGCAGAGCAUCGAGGGGAGUCCACAAGAUGUUGCGGCGAAACAGCUCGCUCGAGGCGGACAAGGAUGCCAGCUGCUUGAGUCCCGAAGCAAGGUUCGGUUUGGGACAGAGUGCCCCUUCCGACGAUGAGCGAAGAAAGAGCGGAGCUCCCGGGCCGGGGCCGCCCCAGAGGCAGCGCCGGGAGUCCCUGAGGAUGUCAAGCUUUGAGUUUGGACGACCGAGCCUCGACAAGACGACGGAAAAGGAACAGCUUUUCCCGAUGUCGGUUUGUGCGAUCAGCUCGGAAGCAAGGCUUGUCUGCAGGGCCAGCACUGGGCCCAUGUCUCCUGACUCACCGGAGGCUGCCCAGGCAGUGGACCUGUCCUCUACCUCGAGGCCGCAGCUCUGGGGCAAGCAGCGAUCCUUAGCGGACAAAGAGGCCGCGGAUUCUGCGGAGCGGCAGCGUUUCUCAAAGACCAACUACAGACGCGACUACAAACAGCACCGACUUGCUGGAGGAGGCAUAGACAUCAAGGGUGACGUAGACAAAGCUUUCGACAAAGCCAUGGAGAAGUUGACUCCACGUCAGCCGCGGCCGCAGCUGCCGUUUUGGAAAGACGAAGGACCUCUUCUACCACAUAUGCCAAAGGUUUCUGUCCAGUCUUCACCUCGUGGACCCAUCUCUCCGGGAUCGCGUGACGACGGGGACGAGGGCCUGGGCCCCUUGGCUCCUUUGGAGCGAGCUCUGUCUGUUGGCUCCUCGCUCUCCUCCGGGGGAGAGUCCGACUCCAUGCUUCACGCGGCCACCUGCCCGGCACAGGAGUCAGCGCCCCAAAAAUGGCAAUCGGACCACCUGCCUGCAGUGCCGAUGGUUUCUAUCCAGCAAUUGGAGCUCAGACAGGAGAGCCACUCUUCUUGGAACGAGCCCCUGUCAUCCAGGAGGCAGAUGAGCAAGACGGAUGCGACACCCUACUCUCCCGUGGCUCCCAAGGAGUCGUGGAGAAGCUCAAUGCAGUAUGCAAUAACACGCCGUCGAAACUCGGACAUCUCCUCGAUGGUCAAUCGGCCGGAUCCGCCGCAGAUGCGGCGGAGGUCUUUUUUGGGACUCUAG